Molecule: messenger RNA, 2334 nt
Organism: Talaromyces marneffei
Lineage: Eukaryota; Fungi; Ascomycota; Eurotiomycetes; Eurotiales; Trichocomaceae
Exons: 3
Coding region: 1-2334 (777 amino acids)
Biological process (GO): regulation of DNA-templated transcription
Molecular function (GO): DNA-binding transcription factor activity, RNA polymerase II-specific; zinc ion binding
Source: RefSeq, a predicted model, not a curated record
AUGUCGGAGACUCCUACAGGUCACUUCCCUAAUGGGGCGUCGCCUACUCCUCCUACGGCUACGGCUACGGCUACUUCAACACCCGACGCAAGUACGCCUGCUCCUGCGCCUAUUCCAACUCCUCCAAUCUCCACGCCUACUACUGCUCCAGCAUCUGUUUCAGAACCAGCACCGGAACCUGCUUCUGAGCCUCUCGUAGCGCCUGCAGCACCCCCAGCUCCCGCGAUAGCUACUGCAGCUCCUCCUGCUUCGUUUCCUCCUCUACCGCCAAUGUCAACAGACGAUUUCGACAAAACCACAGACUUCACAAGCACCGCUCCAAGUGCGCCUGCUCCGCCUCAAAACCUUGCAACUUCCGACAUGUCUACUACUUCAUUCACAGCAGUCAAUGCGUUUCCUGCAGUAUCAGCGCCGAUCCCUUCACCAGCACCCACGCCCGCGCCAGCAACCGCGCCAGCGCAGACAUCCUCUGCGCCUCCAACAGUAACUACGAAUGAACCAAUGCAGAUGUAUUCUUCUGCAGCUACACUUCCGCCUGCACCGGCAUCAGCGCCUGCCCCUGCACCUCAAACAGCGCCUACAACCGCACCUUUGCAAACACCUUUGUCUCUACCUCCAACAACAUAUACGCCAGCACCUCUAUCUGUACCACCGCAACCCCCAGUAGCGACAUCGGCCCCUUCACAGUCUCCGUCAGUUACUCCGGGGGCUCCUCCCCCUGCGUCAAUGUCACAGUACCAGUCAACGCCGAACGUUCCCCCAUCGAAUCCACCGCAGAUGCAAGCGCAACCUCCCAUGGGAUCGUCGCAUCCAUCUACGGUACCUCCCAUGCAGUCAAUGGGCCAGUAUAAUUCGGCGUAUUCUCCACCGAUGGGACAAAUGGGUAUGCAAACACAAAUGAGUUACCAGCUUCCGGGUAGUAACUCGCGUUCACGGGCGCAUCAAAGAGAGGUAAAGAGGCGGACAAAAACGGGGUGUUUGACUUGCCGUAAGCGCAGAAUAAAGUGCGACGAAGGUCAUCCAGUGUGCCGGAACUGUGUCAAAAGCAAACGCGAAUGUUUAGGCUACGACCCGGGAUUUCGACCACAACCCGCACCCUCCGACAUACGACCUGCAAACACUCCCCAGCCUUCGCUUGCCGUGAACCCUCAAGAGAACCAUAACAACAAUCCGUAUCCCUCUGCACCCCCGGGUUACAUUCCUGCUUCAGCUCAACCCUUCGCUCCCUCUGUUCAGUCGGAUUCUUCCAUCCAGUCGUUUGACCAAUCCAACAGCAACCGGCAAGGCCCUGCUGAGCCUUCUGUAGAGGAGAGUGAUACUAUGUCGAUCAUGGCUAGUGUGCAGGAUACCAUUGACGGAUCUUUGUCUCAGCCUCUGGGAACGCCUGAUCUGUCAACGCCAGCACUCAUGCCGCUCUCUGGUCAAGUUGGGCAAGUUGGUCGACAAGAAAAAGUAAAGAUACAAGACCUAUUGGCGCUUCAAGGUAUCGCGCCGCCUCCGCCAUAUCCUAUCGUUCCCAUUCAGCAGGCACGCUUGGACCAAAUACAAACCGUGUACCUCCAUACAUACGCGCCAGCCAUUGAUCGAUUCUUAGAAACACGAUGGUUUCGCGACAAAGGAUUGUCUCAAUUGCUGACCAACGCGCAACUUAUGGCACAAUACUCGGCUCUUAUUGAUGCUUUCAACGACCCGAAAAUAGAUGACAUUGCUGUUAGAGGACGCGUGGAAAGUUUCGAAGCUUCUGUUGUAUGGGAUACAAUGUCUAUUUGCCGUUCAGCUCGUAAUCUUGUGCGAAAUGGCAGUACCGAACCCAUGCAGGAAUACGAUCUGCUCACAACGGCGAAUCGGUUUGAUAUUCUGGAAGCUCUCAUUACCGAUGAUCAUCUCAAGGACAACCCAUUACGAGCGGAUCUAGCUCGUCCACCACCGACAAAUCUUAAUCCGCUUGAGGGACAAUUACGCACGCGGUCUCUGAAUUUCUGGAAUUGUAUUGGACACUUCCUCACCCUCCACGAUAACGAGGCUUCUUCGGCAGUGGAAAUCGACGAGACCUUGGCUCGUUGCCGGUCACUGCUUGAUGAAAUUGAGAAUCGAGACGUCUUAUAUUCCAUGGCCAUUGGACGACAUCUUGGACAGCGUCUAUCAGACUUCCACCCUCGAAACAGACCAGAGAAUUCAAGCGACGAGAGAAAUGCCAAUACUAAGCUCAUUGUUGCGCAAAGAUUUAUUGAAGACGAGUCUAAAGACAAAGGCACAACGCAAGUCGUCAAACGUCUCUGCGGCAUGGUCCACAGGUUAUGGGAGCUGAAAAAUCUACUGCUGCCACGUGCAUAA